Molecule: messenger RNA, 678 nt
Organism: Tripterygium wilfordii
Lineage: Eukaryota; Viridiplantae; Streptophyta; Magnoliopsida; Celastrales; Celastraceae
Exons: 3
Coding region: 1-678 (225 amino acids)
Source: RefSeq, a predicted model, not a curated record
AUGGAUGAUAGGCCUGGUUCACACUUCACCAAAGAAGGUUGGCAGAAGAUAGUUGCUGGCUUUUUUGAGAAAAAAGGGAAGCGAUAUGAUCAACCAAAAUUUAAGAACAAAUGGGACAUACUGAAGAAGGAGUACAAAUUGUGGAAGAAAUUGCGUCUUCAUGACACUGGGACUGGAUGGGAAAAUGUCCGUAACACUAUUCUUGCUGACAAUGACUGGUGGGAGAGAAGAAUUAAGACAAAAAGGUUGCCAAGUUUCGAAUCCAAGGACCAGAAAACCUUGAGCAAUUGGAGGCACUAUGGUCAAUUUGCCACUGGUGAAUUUGCAAUGUUUGCAGGUGCAUCAAACCAAAAUGCAGUCCAAACUAAUGAAGAAUUGCUAAGGACCAGCGUCGGUGACAAUGUGCAUUCUAUCCAUCUCGGCCCUGAUGCUUCUAGUGAUCUAGAGUUUGACGUAAACAUUGAGCAGAGUAAUGAAGUGACUAGCUCCCCCACACCGACACAUCGUCAAGUUAGGAGGAGAUCAGCCAAAUCAGGGACAAGUGAGAAGAAGAAGCGUAGGGCAUCUGCGUCUGAUUAUCGCGAAGACAUUAGCAAGUCCUUAGGCAAUCUUGUGUCCGCAGUGAGCAGCCGGACAAAUGCAAUUGCCAGUCGCCCUAUUUCAUCUACAAAAGCUUAA